Molecule: messenger RNA, 678 nt
Organism: Plectropomus leopardus (leopard coralgrouper)
Lineage: Eukaryota; Metazoa; Chordata; Actinopteri; Perciformes; Serranidae
Source: RefSeq, a predicted model, not a curated record
GAAGUUUGGUGGACUGUGAUACUUAAAAGUUGCCCCCAUCAGGAGUAACUUUUAGGACUCAAAGGUCGGUGUGAAGACUCGGCGGUAUGACUGCCCUGUACGUUUCCGCGGCGGUGUUGGGGGCUGCGCUGCUCCUCAGCGAGGGGAUCCGCCGGACAGCGGCGCGGCUCUGCCCCGGAGCUCACGGGAUUUACCUGCUGGAAGCGGCGUCCACCUUCCAGCUCUGCUGCUGCACUCAUGAGCUCAAACUUCUGGGUGAAACGGCGCAGCUGGAGCCGCCGGUCGGCCUGGCCCUCACCUACAUCAUGACGGUUAUCCACUUGUCAACUUUCCGGGGGGCGACGUGUAACCCCAGCGCGGUUCUGGAGAGAGUUUGCCGCGGCAGCGGCAGCGUCAGGGCGGCCAUCGUCCUCGUCGCCUGCCAGUUCGGAGCUGCGGUCGCCGCGCAGUAUUUCGCAGCAUCCGUGUGGUCGCUGGGUCUCUCAGACGUCCACAUCCGGCACCAGAGGUUCGGGUUUAGAUGUUUCGACCCCCUCGGCGGGACUCUGCUGGAGGCCGCCGCCGUAGAGCUGGGCUGCGCCUUCGCGGUCCAGGCUGCCGCCAUGCACAUCCACAAAGUGGACGAAAAACUGCGAGUUCACUUCAUCGCCGCCGUGAUCACCGCGCUGGUUUACGCAG